Messenger RNA from Engraulis encrasicolus (European anchovy), 1104 nucleotides. It is a transcript of the gene pitpnab, whose product is annotated as phosphatidylinositol transfer protein, alpha b. Gene Ontology annotation, molecular function: phosphatidylcholine intramembrane carrier activity; phosphatidylinositol transfer activity; phosphatidylinositol binding. Gene Ontology annotation, biological process: phospholipid transport. Gene Ontology annotation, cellular component: cytoplasm. NCBI's taxonomy places the organism in Eukaryota, Metazoa, Chordata, Actinopteri, Clupeiformes, Engraulidae. Bases 167 to 979 code for a protein of 270 amino acids. The record is from RefSeq and is a predicted model, not a curated record. The transcript has 12 exons.
ACCUCUUCAGGAAGUGAAUUUGUGGAAAAUAGAAAAACGGGAGUUAGAAUGACAUAGGAGCGGGAGAGGAGGUAGAGAGAGAGAGAAACAGACCGAGGGUUUGCCAUCAAUUUGGGCCGCUACAGAACGAUAGAAUAAUUUGUGAAUUUGUAAAGCACACGGGAAGAUGCUCAUCAAAGAAUUUCGAGUAAUCCUGCCUAUAUCUGUGGAAGAGUACCAAGUGGGCCAGCUGUACUCGGUGGCGGAGGCGAGUAAGAAUGAGACCGGGGGAGGGGAGGGCGUGGAGGUGCUCAAGAACGAGCCUUAUGAGAAGGACGGCGAGAAGGGCCAGUAUACACACAAAAUAUACCAUCUUCAGAGUAAAGUUCCCUCAUUUGUGCGGAUGCUAGCGCCAGCAUCAGCCCUCAGCAUCCAUGAGAAAGCCUGGAAUGCCUACCCAUACUGUCGCACAGUCAUCACUAAUGAAUACAUGAAAGACAACUUCCUGAUCAAGAUCGAGACGUGGCACAAACCGGAUAUGGGAGAUAAAGAUAAUGUGCAUGGACUAGACGCAGAGACCUGGAAGAAGGUUGAUGUGGUGUACAUUGACAUCGCUGACAGAACUCAAGUAGAGUCGAAGGAUUACAAGCCAGAGGAGGACCCUUCAAAGAUCAAGUCAGUGAAGACAGGCAGAGGACCACUGGGACCUGACUGGAAGAAAGAGCUGCCGAAAAAGACUGACUGCCCGCACAUGUGUGCUUACAAACUGGUGACGGUCAAGUUCAAGUGGUGGGGUCUGCAGAACAAGGUGGAGAACUUCAUCCAGAAGCAAGAGAAGCGUUUGUUCACCAACUUCCACCGGCAACUGUUCUGCUGGAUCGACCGGUGGAUCGAGCUCAACAUGGACGACAUCCGGCGAAUGGAAGAGGAGACCAGGAAGGAGCUGGACGAGAUGCGAGUGAAAGAUCCUGUGAAAGGCAUGGUCGCUCUGGAGGACUGAUGCAGGACCAUGAUGCAAUGCUGCUGCUGACAAUGACGAUCAGACUAGUACCUGUAAUCACCAGCGGCAUCACUCUCUUCAGUGGUCACAGCGGUGAAGAAAUCCAACAUCAUUAUAAAAAUUGG